This is a messenger RNA of Phanerochaete carnosa HHB-10118-sp, 780 nucleotides long. RefSeq lists its product as uncharacterized. Lineage: Eukaryota; Fungi; Basidiomycota; Agaricomycetes; Polyporales; Phanerochaetaceae. The annotation marks the transcript as partial. The transcript is spliced from 6 exons. The record is from RefSeq and is a predicted model, not a curated record.
AUGUCUUACGACCAAUACCAGGGGCGCAACGAUACCUACCCGCCUCAGCAGUACUACGAGCAUCAGGCGGAAGGAACAUUCGAUCCGUAUUACAAUGCCCCGCCGCACAGGUCUUACGAGCAAGGGGGUUAUCAGGACGCAGACUACAGGGAUGAAAUUGCUGCGCCCGCUCCCCCCGCAAAGGAGAAGGAUAACGGUGCUUAUGCGACUAGAGAAUUGCCUGCCAGGCGAUCUCCACGAGCCGUGAAGCGUUGGAGACAUGAGCAUCAAGGGAAUCUGUGGACUGCAGGCGGCGGUGUCCGGUGUUGCGGACGGUUCUUCUGCUGCACACUCCUCAUCUUCCUCUUCCUUCUGAUCAGCAUUGUUCUCUCCCUGCUCCUGUGGAUUGCACCACCAGAUGUUGAGAUUGGAAAUAUUACCCCUGUGACAAACGGGAGUACUCUCCAGCUCCAAAGCGAUGGCGCUUUAAUCAAUCUACAAGUGCCCAUCUCGUCACGUAAUCUCACUGUCGGGUUUAGUGUCAAUAACCCGAACUACUUCUCUGUCAAGUUCAGCACCAUCGAUGCAAAGCUAUUCUACCCUAUCAACAAUACCGAUGUCGGCGGUGGCAUCCUGAAUGGACUGGACAUCAAGAGCAAAGCGCAGACGAAUUUCACGUUACCUUUCACACUGAACUACACGUUUGCCAUUGACCCCCAGUUUAAGAUCCUCGAGGAUAUUGCCACCAAGUGUGGCCUCCUGGGUUCAGCGGCUUCCCCGUUGACAAUCAGCUAUGAAAUU